This is a messenger RNA of Fusarium venenatum, 4692 nucleotides long. The record is from RefSeq and is a predicted model, not a curated record. NCBI's taxonomy places the organism in Eukaryota, Fungi, Ascomycota, Sordariomycetes, Hypocreales, Nectriaceae.
AUGGUUAACUCCCACCCCUUAGUCUUUCGAAAGCAGCGGCGCGCUAAGCCUGAUCUACAUUCUGGCAACUCAUCAAACAGUCGCGACUCGACUAAGAGCUUGAGGAAUCUAUUUUCUCUGCCAAAAACCCAGUCCAACACGUCAACUACCUUGGACGACCGAGCGAAGGGUGAUAGGGGACCAUUUGGACUGAGCCUCCUACAUUCCCCGACAGCGCCCGAGAUCGACCUGAUCUUCGUUCAUGGCUUAGGCGGUAAUUAUAGAAAGACGUGGAGCAAAUCAUCGGCAGACCAGUCUCAAUUUUGGCCAAAGGACUGGCUCUCCAAGGAUCCCGCAUUCAAGAAUGCCCGUCUUCAUAGCUACGGGUACGACUCGUAUUAUUUGAAGGGUAAGGACGACUGCUUAAAUGUUCAUCACAUUGGCAAAUCAUUCCUAGGCGCGGUCAGCACCUCGCCGUGCAUUGCCAAUUCCAGAACAUACAUUGUUGUCGUUGGCCACAGCAUGGGUGGCCUUGUAAUGAAGAAAGCAUACAUCCUGGCGAAACAGGAUGCAGAGCACGAAGCGCUGGCUGGACGAUUUGCCGCAUUCUAUUUCCUCGCCACGCCACAUCGAGGUGCCAACUCGGCAAAGAUGCUCAAGAAUCUCCUCAAGGUUGCGUACGACCGCGCUUAUGUUGGUGAUCUGGAACCGAACUCUGAAGCAGUUCAAGUGAUCAAUGACGAAUUUCGGCAUUUUUCGGCUGACCUUGACCUUUGGUCAUUUUACGAAACACAGAAUAUGAAAUUAUUUAAUUCACUUAUCGUCGAUCCUGAGUCAGCCGUCCUUGGGUACCGUGGAGAGAAACAAAUACCUAUGACUGCUAAUCACCGCUCGAUAUGCAAGUUUGAUACACCUCAAGAUUCCAACUAUAUACUCCUACGAGACGCACUCGCCUCUACUGUGAGCAAAAUUGCCACGGUAAUUCCGGAAAAGAAGCGUGACAGUAUCAAAAUUCUCAAGAAGUACCUCCAGAUAUCCGAUUUGUUGGACGACGAUCUUGCAAAUGUUUGUGAAUCUCGGAUGAGCGGGUCAUGCGAAUGGAUUUCGUACAAAGCCAGUUAUGUCAGAUGGAAGGACGGGGAGUACGCAAAUGACAGAACGUUAUGGAUCAAGGGCAAGCCAGCAACUGGAAAGUCUGUUCUUGCCGGCUAUGUCAUCGAUCAGCUCAAGGGGUCCGGCCAGGCUUGCAGCUACUUCUUCUUCAAACAUGGAGACAAGUCUAAGGCCAGCCUAGGCCGUUGUCUCCGAUAUCUGGCUUUUCAGAUGGCGAUCUCUAAUGCUGAAGCCAGCGAUGCCAUCCUAAAAAUGCAGGCGGAUGAUAUCUCCUUCGAUGGUGUCGACGAACGUACCCUCUGGAGAAUCCUCUUCCUUUCCGGAAUUUUUCAGGCCACAAUGACUCGACAUUACUGGGUCAUCGAUGCCCUGGACGAGUGUUCCAAUCCUCCGGUCCUUUUGAAUGCCAUUCUUUCCAACAUGGACGAAUCUAUGCCACUGAGAGUUCUCGUCACAAGUAGGGAUACGGUCGAACUGGACCAAGGUUUCUCGGCUAUUCCGCCCAAUCUGGUCCAGUUCUUGCCAAUCUCGAUAACAGAUACAGAACCAGAUCUCAAGCUUUUGAUUGAAGGUAGGAUCCAGGCCUUGGGAGUCGUUCAACCUAACGAUCGAAGUCACCUAGCCGAGAAGAUUUUAGACAAAUCUAAGGGGUCUUUCUUGUGGACAAUUUUGGUACUUGAGGAACUCCUACGUUGUCACAGCAGAAAGGAAAUUCACCAGAUUCUUGAAGACGUGCCAAGAGGCAUGGGAUCACUGUACAAGCGGACUCUAGACUAUAUGUCACAGGUCACUCGCGGAAAGGAGUUGGCCAAAACCAUCCUCAUGUGGGCAGCAUGUGCAGUUCGACCAAUGACAAUUAGCGAAUUAGACGGUGCUCUGACCCUGGACAUCCGCGACUCAUUUCCAAACUUGGAGGAGAGCAUCUCCGCGCUCUGUGGCCAAUUGGUGGUCGUGGACAAAUAUGGGCGAGUUAGUAUGGUGCAUGAAACUGCCAGAGAAUUCCUUGUAUCUGGUGGGCUAGAGUCUGAGUUCUCCAUAGAGAAAACUAAGGCACACACACGAAUGGCUGAAGUGUGUCUCAGUUACCUCGUCGGGGAAGAAAUGAAACCUCCAAGAACCAGGCGGCGUCGUUCUUCAGCAAACUUACCAACAAGACUAGAUUUCGCCAUCUAUGCAUACACAUCAUACUCAUAUCACCUCUCCAAGGCUGAUCCGUUAGCGACAGAGGCGUUACAGCUUGUCACGCGGUUCCUGAAAUCUAACGUACUUACUUGGAUCGAAACGAUUGCCGACUCCCAAAAUCUCACUCAUCUCAUCCGUGCCUCAAAACACCUCAAAACCUACGCAACUAGAUGUGCCGUUGAGCGUUCACCACUAGACCCUCAGAUACGGGCGCUGCGACAGUGGAGUACGGACCUUACUCGGAUUCCUGCCAUGUUUGCCAACGCCCUCACGGUGUCGCCGUCAGCCAUAUACUCGUUGAUACCGCCAUUCUGUCCCACCGAAUCUAUGGUAUACAACACUGGAGGCUCAAACCAGAGGCUAGUAGUGCUUGGCGCGAAUAACGAGCAAUGGGAUGACAGGAUGCUGUGCAUAGAUUUCCGCCAGGGUCAACCAAGAGCUUUACGCUAUGGCGACGAGUUCUUGGCCGUCGCCCUCAGCUCAGGGGCUGUCGUAUUGUACUACACUACAUCCUAUCAGGAGUACAAGGUCUUAAAGCACGGUGAAGCUGUUAACUUCAUUGCUUUCAAGACCAAAACUGACCUUGUAGCAACCUGUGGUAUCAAAAUGACCAAGGUCUGGGACAUCAGAAAGGGGCAAGUGGUGGAGAGCCUUAUGAGCCCUCCCCGUCCGCUGGGAAUGGAAUUUGAUGGAGAUAUGCUUUUGAUUGCAAGUCGCAACAACUACAUCGAGACUUGGAAUUUGGGACACGGCGCCCGGGCGGAGCCGGUGCGGAGGCCAUGGAGUGGUGCCAAUACACCAGAUACAAACCAAAUGCCUCUACAGGGGACCCCAUGCGCACUAACUCUCUCUACCAGCCACGGCAUGCUUGCUGUCGCUUACAGUGGCCAACCCAUCACACUAUGGGACAUGGAAGAGGACACUUACGCUGGUAGAUGUGGCAAGAAACUCUCUAGUGGAGAGACAAGCACGCAUGUCGUCGUCGCACUUGCUUUCAAUCCCAAUCCUGACAUAAACCUUCUCGCAGUCGCAUAUCUCGAUGGCGAUCUCGCCCUCCUUGACCCCUAUACCAACCAGCAGCUGGAAUGCUUUCGUGCCAAUUGCCAAACCCUCUCCCCAAGCCCUAAUGGGCGUUUCCUCGCAGCGGGUGGUGCAAAUGGGAUAAUCCACGUUUACGAAUUUGAUACGUUCAAACUCCUUUAUCGGGCCAAGUCUUCCAGCUCCUAUAUCAAGCAGCUUGCUUUUGCCAGAGAUAGCAUGCUUCUUGCCGACAUACGAGGCACCCAGUGCACUGUUUGGAAACCUGAAGCUCUGUUGCGGGAGUCCCUCAGUGAUGACAGCAGCGGGCUCACUUCCACUACAGUGGUCGAGACAGUUUCCAUGGAAGCCAAAGCGAAGGUUACUGCCAUGGUGGUCCAUCACACACUCGAGGUUGCCUUUUGUGGAAAGGACGAUGGAUCAGUCGUCCUGUACGAGCGAAAAACAGCAGCGAGCUUAGCGAUUCUCUACAGGCAUAAGUCCCCAGUCCGCCUAUUGGCCUGGAUUGAAUCGAGAGACGCCCUCCUUAGCGUUGAUGCCUCUAACAGGAUCUUUUUACACAUAAUCCAAAAGUCAGCAGAUAAAGGUUGGCUCAACGAUCCGAAAGUACUCUUCAAGUCCCACCUCGACUCUGAGAUGGCAAUCACAGAUGUGCUAGUAGGAGAAAUAGCGGCCAAGUUCUUGGUAUCAACUCGCGAGUCUGAUUAUCUGUUCAACUUGGAUAGCGGCAAGUACGAGAUAGAACGAACAUAUCCACAAGACCCAGGAACCCGGAAAUGGCUCCCUCAUCCGCAAUCUUCUCUACAUCUGAUCUGUGUAGACAACGUCAAAGCCUGUGCCUAUUGCUGGAGUGACUGGUCUGAAGUAUCGUCUAUUGCAUUUUCAUUAGACAACCACAUGGUAGACUUCAAAAGUGCGAUUCUCUAUUCCCUCGACCAAAAACAGAGAAUCAUGCUCCACUUGAUAGAUCCGAGCAGUUCUGUAAACAUCAACAGAAUUGCCAUUAUUGACGCAGACUGUCUUACCGUCAAGGCAUCGAAUCUGGCCGCUCCACUUCGUUCGCGUGUGACUACGAUCGAACUAAGCGUUGCCCAUGUCAUAGGAAUUGAUGAAUCAAGAAAGCUCAUAUUCCUGAACCCGUCUUUUUGGGUGUGCUCUGUUGAUCUUGGCGAGAGCGAGUUAGAGAUCACGCAGCGCAAAGACUCCCCGACGAUCGAAGUUUCUGAGCACUUUUUUGUUCCAUACGACUGGUUUGCUGGGAAUAGGAACAUUGUUUGUGCCUUGGCGAAGAGAGAUAUUAUGUUGACUCGGGGUGGCGACUUGGCGGUAAUUAGGGGUGGCAUUGACUAUGCCGAGAGUGUGUACAGAGUGAGAGAUUGA